UCGGAGGCGCCGGAACAAACAAGGCCCCAGAGAGCUCCACCUAGUUCACAGGAUAAAAUCCCACAGCAGAACUCGGAGUCAGCAAUGGCUAAGCCCCAGGUGGUUGUGGCUCCUGUGCUAAUGUCUAAGCUGUCUGCGAACGCCCCCGAAUUUUACCCGUCAGGUUAUUCUAAUUAUACAGAAUCCUAUGAGGAUGGUUGUGAGGAUUAUCCCACUCUAUCAGAAUAUGUUCAGGAUUUUCUGAAUCAUCUUACAGAGCAGCCUGGCAGUUUUGAAACAGAAAUUGAACAGUUUGCAGAAACCCUGAAUGGAUGGGUCACAACAGAUGAUGCUUUACAAGAACUUGUGGAACUCAUCUACCAGCAGGCCACGUCUAUCCCAAAUUUCUCUUACAUGGGAGCUCACCUGUGUAAUUACCUGUCCCAUCAUCUGACAAUUAGCCCACAGAGUGGCAACUUCCGCCAAUUGCUACUUCAAAGAUGCCAGACGGAGUAUGAAGUUAAAGACCAAGCUGCAAAGGGAGAUGAAGUGACUCGAAAACGAUUUCACGCAUUUGUUCUGUUUCUGGGAGAACUAUAUCUUAACCUGGAGAUCAAAGGAACAAAUGGGCAGGUUACAAGAGCAGAUAUUCUUCAGGUUGGUCUCCGGGAACUCCUGAAUGCUCUGUUUGCUAAUCCUAUGGAUGACAACUUAAUUUGUGCAGUAAAAUUGUUAAAGUUGACAGGAUCAGUUUUAGAAGAUACUUGGAAGGAAAAGGGGAAAACUGAUAUGGAAGAAAUAAUUCAGAUAAUUGAAAAUGUUGUCCUGGAUGCAAACUGCAGCAGAGAUGUAAAACAGAUGCUCUUGAAGCUUGUAGAACUUCGAUCAAGUAACUGGGGCAGGGUCCAUGCAACUUCAACAUACAGAGAAGCUACCCCUGAAAAUGACCCUAACUACUUCAUGAAUGAACCAACAUUUUAUACAUCUGAUGGUGUUCCCUUCACUGCUGCUGACCCAGAUUACCAAGAGAAGUAUCAGGAGUUACUUGAAAGAGAGGACUUUUUUCCAGAUUAUGAAGAAAAUGGAACAGAUUUAUCAGGGGCUGGUGACCCAUACUUGGAUGAUAUUGAUGAUGAGAUGGACCCAGAGAUUGAAGAAGCUUAUGAAAAGUUUUGUUUAGAAUCAGAGCAUAAGCGAAAACAGUAAAGUUAAAUCUGAGGCUAUCAGGGUUUUUGUUUUGUUUUGGGUUUUUUUUUUUAAGUUUAGGUCUGGUGAUUUAGCAGAACACAGGAAAGCAAGAAACUGUGUCAGACUUAUACCAAAUUAAGGAUGUUGAGUUAUGUUACUAAUGUAUGCAACUUUAAUUUUGUUUUAACACUACCUGCCAAAAUAAACUUUAUUCCCUGUAACUUAAAAUGUGUAUAUA
This is a messenger RNA of Arvicola amphibius (Eurasian water vole), 1405 nucleotides long. Its product is annotated as polyadenylate-binding protein-interacting protein 1-like. The coding region runs from base 85 to 1185 and encodes 366 amino acids. The record is from RefSeq and is a predicted model, not a curated record. Gene Ontology annotation, biological process: regulation of translational initiation. Lineage: Eukaryota; Metazoa; Chordata; Mammalia; Rodentia; Cricetidae. Gene Ontology annotation, molecular function: protein binding; RNA binding; translation activator activity. The transcript has a single exon.